AUGCCUGCAACUUCAAACUACCGCAAAUUCUGGUCCAACCCCUACAUUGGUCAUCCAAACGGGAGCCUGACCAUUACUCUGGAGCACUCGUCCAAUGGUGCCGGCGACGGUCGUCACUACGUUCUCCAAGAGCAAGGUGUGCUCGAGAUUCGUGACGUGGAGGCCGGCUUCAGGCCCGUCAUUGGGCCGUUUUACUGUUUCCUCGAAAAGGACCGCGCAAAGGUGGAGGAUGUUCUCAACACCGUCCCUCCUCCCAGGGACGGGAGCGUGGGGCUCUGGGCCGGAGCAAUCCUGCUGGCCUUGGAGACCAAGGGUCUGGUCAAGAAGCCUUAG
This is a messenger RNA of Beauveria bassiana ARSEF 2860, 333 nucleotides long. RefSeq lists its product as uncharacterized. The transcript has a single exon. Lineage: Eukaryota; Fungi; Ascomycota; Sordariomycetes; Hypocreales; Cordycipitaceae. The record is from RefSeq and is a predicted model, not a curated record. Bases 1 to 333 code for a protein of 110 amino acids.